GGAUGAGCUGCAACUGUUCCGAUGAAGGGGCAACUAUCUUAAACUUCCAGGCUUUUGAGUUCAAUGAGCUGAAGAAAGUAGAAGGCCAAAGGAAAGCAGAACUACAAAAAUUCAAAGACAGAAAGGAGUCUUCCAAAGAGAUCUUGUUGAUCGUGAACGGAUCCGUUCCUCUCAGUUAUCCAGCACAAGGAAUGGUCGUUGCCCCAGAAGAAUGGGAAAAUAUUCCAGGUCUUAAAGUUGUGGAUAACAUUCUACUUGAAGACUACAAGGUACAACUUUCGUCAUGUAAAUUGGGGGUACUUAACAUCCGUGCGACAGUGCCUGGGGUUAACGUUGAAGGCCUGGGUACUACUUUACUGACCAUGAGCAGCAGGUCUCUGGCCCAUCUCAACCGGCAGCUGGAGUUUGUGGUGUACGUUAACACCGUGUUUGACAUAGACGCCAGGGAUUAUGUGCACUUUGUUUAUCUUCAGCAUGAAGCGAUUAUCCCUGUCAUGGUUCGUGUAAGGAAGCCACCAAUUCUUUACAAACCAGGACCAGCAAAUGACAUAAAUGACAAGGUUACAAUUAUCACAAAGACCUUCCUGAGGUAUUUGUCAGUUAGACUUCUCCUUCACAGCAUCCAAAAAUACUACCCCAAGAUGCGGAUAGUUGUAGCAGAUGACAGCAGACCUAUCGAGGACCUACAGUCUGAACAUGUAGAUCAUUAUGUCAUGCCUUUUGCAUCGGGCUGGUUUGGUGGUAAAAACUUGGCAGUUUCCCAGGUGACCACACCUUACCUGUUGUGGCUGGAUGAUGACUUCGUCUUUUAUGAAGAAACAAAACUAGAGGUAAUGGUGGAAGUCCUCGACAACAGCAACUUGGACUUGGUUUCCGGCUCAAUUGGAAAAGAGAGCCUAGUUGUCACCAAGGUAGUACUGGUUCCAGGAGAAAAGCAUGAUGAUGGCGCUUGCAUCUUAUACAAGACAGACCAGAAUUAUGGCAAAGUUCCCGGAUUUCCUGACUGCUAUCUUACAACUAAGGUGACCAACUUGUUACUGCAAAAAAAUAACCGUUAA
Molecule: messenger RNA, 1058 nt
Organism: Branchiostoma belcheri (Belcher's lancelet)
Lineage: Eukaryota; Metazoa; Chordata; Leptocardii; Amphioxiformes; Branchiostomatidae
Product: beta-1,4 N-acetylgalactosaminyltransferase 1-like
Exons: 8
Coding region: 3-1058 (351 amino acids)
Source: RefSeq, a predicted model, not a curated record